Molecule: messenger RNA, 3659 nt
Organism: Misgurnus anguillicaudatus (oriental weatherfish)
Lineage: Eukaryota; Metazoa; Chordata; Actinopteri; Cypriniformes; Cobitidae
Gene: ppardb
Product: peroxisome proliferator-activated receptor delta b
Biological process (GO): negative regulation of cholesterol storage; positive regulation of transcription by RNA polymerase II; positive regulation of fatty acid metabolic process
Cellular component (GO): nucleus
Molecular function (GO): DNA-binding transcription repressor activity, RNA polymerase II-specific; zinc ion binding; nuclear receptor activity
Source: RefSeq, a predicted model, not a curated record
CCGUCUGGGAAUUUUGUUGAGCUCUUCUUGACGAAUCUUACUAAUGUAUUAAAUUUCUACGCAGGUUAAUUUACUUACAUGGGUCUUGCUCGUUUUAUAUUUCUUGAGAUGUCUGCGGUCAAACGAAUUCAAUAAAUUAACUUUUAUAUCCAGUCAAUGACUUUGAGCCGAGGCGCGACCCCUACCGGCAAGUUUGAAUACACUCGUAGGUUUUCUAGUUUGUUUAUUUCUGUCAUCCCUGACAACCGAGUAAUCAAAGUGAAUGGAGUUACUAGACGAGAUUGAGCAAAAGUUGAUCUUGGAAUAACAGCGCGUUGGUCAUCGCCUGCUUUCUCUUCAAUCUGGACUUUUAGAACAAAGUGGAUAUAACAGACAUUUCAGAAGGAGGGACCUGUAUUUCCAAUAUGAGACAUAUAAAACAGUAACUGUUUUGUCAAGGAGAAAUUUUACAACGUGGACAGAAAACGAAAAAAACAUGUUAGCAUUAUGCUAGCUGGUGCUAACCUCAGACUAGCAUUUGUGGAAUGAGAGACAUGGGGACACAGCGAUGACAAAUUUAAUAAAAAGCGACAGACUAUGAACUCAUCUAAGUUUGAAAUCAACGUAGCUCCAUACACGAAGAUUUUAUUUAUAUCUGAUCGACAGCUUGGAAACUUCGAAACAAGCCCGUGAACCUAAGAAGAGUGAAAAUGUCACGUGAUGGAUAGUCAUGAGAUUUAGCGGCCAGACAGGAGAACCAUGGAACAGGUUGAGCAACCUACCUCAGAAAUAAAAUGUGACAGCCCUGUGGAACUAGCAGAGGCCCGGGGGAACGUGGAAUUGAUGGGAAUUAUGGAAGUCCAGCCGUCUCCGCAGCCAGACUUGAACUCUGCCCAGAUUCUUGAAGACACAACAUGGAUUGCUGCCCAGGAGGGCGAGUCUGUGUCUUCGGACUGUGUGAUGUCAGACCUCCAGGAGCCGGGCUCAGCGUCGGGUGAGGAGGUGGAGGGCAGCGAGGCUUCUGACACCACGGGAAUGGGGGUUUCACCCAGCAGGAUUAAUCUUAAGAACGGAAGUGGAACGGAACAUGAGAGUCCUCAGCCGAAUUGCAAAGUUUCUGAAACCGCUCAAACCUUUCAAGAUCCAUUACAGGUCCCCACGCUCUCACUGUCCGACCAGUUACGGCUAGGCCGGGACGACACCAAUAAUUUAGGUCUAAAUGUUGAAUGCCGCAUAUGUGGAGAUAAAGCCUCAGGAUUUCACUAUGGAGUUCAUGCUUGUGAAGGCUGCAAGGGAUUUUUCAGACGCACCAUUCGUAUGAAGCUGGAGUACGAGCGCUGUGAACGUGCCUGCAAAGUCCAGAAAAAGAACCGGAACAAAUGCCAGUACUGUCGCUUCCAGAAGUGCCUGGCAUUGGGCAUGUCUCACGACGCGAUCAGGUAUGGACGCAUGCCUGAAGCAGAGAAAAAGAAGCUGGUGGCGGGUUUGCUCGCAGGGGAGAAACAGCAGAGCUCUGGAGGGGCUGACCUAAAAACCCUGGCCAAGCAUGUCAACACAGCCUACCUGAAGAACCUCAACAUGACCAAGAAGAAAGCACGGAGCAUCCUAACGGGCAAGACUAGCUGCACAGCGCCUUUCGUAAUCCAUGAUAUGGACUCGCUGUGGCAGGCAGAAAAUGGGCUGGUCUGGAAUCAGCUUAAUGGAGCCCCACCAAAUAAAGAGAUUGGGGUCCAUGUUUUCUACCGCUGCCAGUGCACGACAGUGGAAACUGUACGGGAGCUCACGGAGUUUGCCAAAAACAUCCCUGGCUUUGUGGAUCUCUACCUUAAUGAUCAGGUAACGCUAUUGAAAUACGGAGUCCAUGAGGCCAUAUUUUCAAUGCUCCCAUCUCUUAUGAAUAAGGACGGGCUGCUGGUAGCCAAUGGGAAGGGCUUUGUAACAAGAGAGUUUUUGCGUAGUCUGCGCAAACCUUUCAGUGAGAUCAUGGAGCCCAAAUUUGAGUUUGCGGUCAAAUUUAAUGCUCUGGAGCUGGAUGACAGUGACCUGGCUCUAUUUGUGGCGGCCAUCAUACUGUGUGGAGAUCGUCCUGGGUUAAUGAACGUAAAGCAGGUGGAGCAGAUCCAGGAUGGCAUCUUGCAAGCUCUCGACCAGCAUCUUCAGGUGCACCACCCUGAUUCUGCUCAUCUCUUUCCCAAAUUGCUCCAGAAGAUGGCUGACCUCAGACAGCUGGUCACAGAGAACGCCCAGCUGGUUCAGAUGAUCAAAAAGACUGAAUCUGAAACCUCCCUCCAUCCACUUUUACAAGAAAUUUACAAGGACAUGUACUGAACUCAAGGACUGGAGAAUGGACUCCCAAAUUCCCUCCUGUGUGGAGAGAAUGCACACGAUUAAUGGUACUUCUGGUGCCAUGGGAUUUUUAGAAAUGCAUUUUGUAAAGAACUUUUACAAAUUUUGAGUUGGAAUACUGAAUUUCUCUAAUUGUGAAGAGUGAUUUUAAAAAAAAUAAACUCAAGUAUGUUCUUAUAUACAGGACAUUUAACAGAUAUUAUCUUUGCUACUACUUCAUUGGCUUGAUGAGGGCUAACACCUUUAGAAGUUGUCUUGUCCAUCAUGAUUUUGGUUUGCAAGUAUAUGUUAUACGUUUGUUUUUUUUUGGACGACAGAGAGCGUGGUCUCAAAAACAAGCUUUUGUCAUGCCAUUUACUGUGUGUGUUUUGUGUUUGUAGGGCUUUCAUUCUUGUGAUUCUUCUCCCUCUUGAUUAUAUUUUUUGAUUAAGCACUUUUACAUAAGUAAAAGGUAUAGUCCACAUAAAACUGUACAGCAGUCAGUUAUUUUGGAAUGAUGUUACAUUAUUUUAUUGUUUUCAGUGUCGGCUGCUACAAAUAUAUUUGAAUUGAAACUGAAAACAAAUCUUUCAAUGUUUAUUAAUUCACAUAGUUAUCAUAUAGACUAACUCUUCCUUUGACCUGAGCCUACCCCACAACAGUGGAAAACGUCAUCUUUUAUUUUGUGGUUUGGAAGGAAAAUUGAAUCAUUUCUUCUGAUGUGUUCUGAUUCGUAUGUGCUGAUCUCUUCACUGGUACCAAGACGGUACCUGUAUUACAGCAUACUAUCUGGUAUCAGUGUGUAGGUCAUACUUACCAAACUGAGACCUCAGUUACAUUUCAUUGUCUCCUUGAAAUGCAAAUGUAUUAAGUUAGGUCUUCCAUUAAUAUGUUAUAGUUUUUUUCUGCUGAAUAGUUUUAAAGGGCAAGAAAAAAGGCAUGUUGAACAUGUUGAUUGAAUAUGUUCUAUGAAUAUUUUCUGAAUGAUUGAAAACCUGCAAGCUAUGGUUUCAUUCAAACAUUAAGGUCAAACUGAUAAUAUAGUAUACAUAUACAUUUAAAUUCAUACUGUAAAUGAGUGGCCUUAAUAGAAAAGUGGUGCAUCAAUGACUGAGGGUCAUGUCAUAAAUAUGUACAUUGAACAUUUUUUUUAAGUACUUAAAUUUACCGUAAUUUUUUUUGGAAUCAGAGUGAUUUUUGGUUUACAGGUCUUGUCAUAAAACAAUCAUGAAUAAUUUAAAAUAUUCAAGUCAUAUUAAAUUUUGACUGAAUUAAAUUUAUUUGUAUUAAAAUGUGGAACAACACAUCUACCAUUUCACAUGCAGAAAUAAAUCUGUAAGUCAGAUGUUUAAGAA